CCGCUCCGCCCGUGGAAGAGGGCUCGCCCCUCCAGGAAGCGCCCGCCUCGCCUCCUCGCUCCCUCCCUGCACCCGCCCUCGGCCGGAGGGAGGAGCCCGAGCCGCCACCGCCCGCCCGGCCCGGGAGGAGGACCGAACCCCGAGCGGCUGAAGCGCACGCUAGCGGGCCGUGGCAGCUCGGGCGGCGCCCUGAGCCCGUCCCGCUCCCGCGGGCCCGGCUGAGCAGGGACAGCGCCCAGGGAUGCCCCGGCGGCCCGGAGCGCCGGCAGCGGCAGCCGUGCGGUGAGGGCGGAGGCGCCCGCGGGACCCGCGGGGGAGAACUGAGACCAGAGAGAUUAAGUAACCUGCCUGAGGUCACAGAGCAGGUGAAUGGAGAAGCCAGGGACUCAGACCACCACAGUCCGAGUCCAGCGUCUGUGCCCCUAACCACUGCAUGGUACUGACCAGGCGACCAAGUCUCUUUCUUUGUUGCUGUCACCAGCAAAACAGACUGCCAGGAACUGCUGCUGCUGCCACCACCAGCCCCCAUGGCUUACGUACCAGGUGGGAGUAACCCAGCAGCGGGGGCAGCCCCCAUGGGCUCCCAGUAUUGUGUGUGCAAAGUGGAGCUGUCUGUGAGUGGCCAGAAUCUGCUGGACCGGGAUGUUACCUCCAAGUCCGACCCCUUCUGUGUCCUCUUUACAGAGAACAACGGCAGAUGGAUGGAGUAUGACAGGACAGAAACUGCAAUCAACAACCUCAAUCCUGCGUUCUCCAGGAAGUUUGUCCUUGACUACCACUUUGAGGAAGUGCAGAAGCUCAAGUUUGCCUUGUUUGACCAGGACAAGUCCAGCGCACAGCUGGACGAGCAUGACUUCCUGGGCCAGUUCUCCUGUAGCCUGGGCAUGAUUGUCUCCAGCAAGAAGAUCACUCGGCCUCUGCUGCUGAUGAAUGAUAAGCCCGCAGGGAAGGGCUUGAUUACGAUUGCCGCCCAGGAACUGUCUGACAACCGGGUCAUCACACUGAGUCUGGCAGGCAGGAAGCUGGACAAGAAGGAUCUCUUUGGGAAGUCAGACCCAUUCCUCGAGUUUUAUAAGCCAGGAGAUGAUGGCAAGUGGAUGCUGGUCCACAGGACUGAGGUGAUCAAGUACACACUGGACCCUGUGUGGAAACCAUUCACAGUGCCACUGGUGUCCUUGUGUGAUGCGGACAUGCAGAAGCCCAUCCAGGUCACGUGCUACGACUAUGACAACGACGGAGGCCACGACUUCAUCGGCGAGUUCCAGACCUCAGUGUCACAGAUGUGCGAGGCUCGUGAUGGUGUCCCGCUGGAGUUCGAGUGCAUCAACCCCAAGAAGCAGAGGAAGAAGAAGAACUACAAAAACUCGGGCAUCAUUAUCCUGCGUUUCUGUAAGAUAAACCGGGACUACUCUUUCCUGGACUACAUCCUAGGAGGCUGCCAGCUCAUGUUCACCGUUGGAAUAGACUUCACAGCCUCCAAUGGGAAUCCCCUUGACCCUUCCUCUUUACACUAUAUCAAUCCCAUGGGUACCAAUGAAUAUCUGUCAGCAAUCUGGGCUGUUGGGCAGAUCAUUCAGGACUAUGACAGUGAUAAGAUGUUUCCGGCUCUGGGAUUCGGGGCCCAGUUACCUCCAGACUGGAAGGUCUCCCAUGAGUUUGCCAUCAACUUCAAUCCCACCAACCCCUUCUGCUCUGGUGUGGACGGCAUCGCUCAGGCGUACUCAGCUUGCCUGCCCCACAUCCGCUUCUAUGGACCCACCAAUUUCUCCCCCAUUGUCAACCACGUGGCCCGAUUUGCAGCCCAGGCCACGCAGCAGCAGACAGCCACGCAGUACUUCAUCCUCCUCAUCAUCACGGACGGCGUCAUCAGCGACAUGGAGGAGACACGGCACGCCGUGGUGCAGGCUUCCAAGCUGCCCAUGUCCAUCAUCAUCGUGGGCGUGGGCAAUGCUGACUUCACUGCCAUGGAGUUCCUGGAUGGGGACAGCCGGGUGCUGCGCUCCCACACAGGGGAGGAGGCGGCCCGGGACAUUGUGCAAUUCGUGCCCUUCCGAGAGUUCCGCAACGCAGCAAAAGAGACUUUGGCCAAAGCUGUGCUGGCGGAGCUGCCCCAACAAGUUGUGCAGUAUUUCAAGCAUAAAAACCUGUCCCCCACCAACUCAGAGCCCGCCUGAGUGCCCUGCCCAGCAGCAGCAUGCCGGCUGGGCCCCCUCCCCCAGCAACACGCAUGCUCACCCUGCUUCCUUGUGAGUGGCCUUUUUUUUAACCAAUCUACAUUUUUUUUUUUUUUGUACAACUGGACCUCUAGGCCAACUUCCCCCAGCCCAGCUGGGCUUCCUUUGUUGGAAUCAGAUUGAUGAUGCUUCCAGGCCUAACAGGCUUCUUCCCCUCCUCCCGCUCCACCCUUGCCACUCUUAAGUAUUGAAUGUACUUUGUAUAAUUUUAGUGGAAUUACUAUUGUUAUUAAAGGAGAAUAAAAUUUUUACGAUCAUAA
Molecule: messenger RNA, 2494 nt
Organism: Nycticebus coucang (slow loris)
Lineage: Eukaryota; Metazoa; Chordata; Mammalia; Primates; Lorisidae
Gene: CPNE2
Product: copine 2
Exons: 17
Coding region: 528-2174 (548 amino acids)
Biological process (GO): cellular response to calcium ion
Cellular component (GO): plasma membrane
Molecular function (GO): calcium-dependent phospholipid binding
Source: RefSeq, a predicted model, not a curated record